This is a messenger RNA of Exophiala oligosperma, 558 nucleotides long. RefSeq lists its product as uncharacterized. Gene Ontology annotation, molecular function: oxidoreductase activity. The transcript is spliced from 4 exons. The record is from RefSeq and is a predicted model, not a curated record. The coding region runs from base 1 to 558 and encodes 185 amino acids. NCBI's taxonomy places the organism in Eukaryota, Fungi, Ascomycota, Eurotiomycetes, Chaetothyriales, Herpotrichiellaceae.
AUGGCGACCAGCAAAAGCGAGCUCCGACUGGACGGAAAAGUGGCUCUGAUCACGGGAGCGUCCCGGGGCAUAGGAGCAGCCAUAGCUCUGGGUUUAGCUUCAACUGGAGCAAAUAUAAUUGUCAACUAUGCCUCAAGCGCUGAGCAAGCAAACAGUCUUGUCACAGACAUCCAGGAAAUGGGUGUGGAGGCAGUCGCAAUCAAAGCCGACGUUUCUCAGGGGCCGACGCUCCUCUUCAUGAGUUCGAUUUCUGCCCGAGCGACCGGAAUAAAGAACCAUUCAGUCUACACGGCAUCCAAAGCAGCCAUAGAGGGCUUCGUUAGGUCGUUCGCACUGGAAGCUGGCCGGAGAAAGUUAACAGUCAAUGGAAUCGUUCCGGUGGAACAAAGACCAACAUGUUCCAUGAGAACGCCUGGAAGUACAUCCCUGGAGCUGACUCCCUUGGAUCACUGCGGGCUCCCGGAAGACAUCUCAAAUGUCGUGAGAUUCUUGGUUCACCCACAGGCUGGAUGGAUCAAUGGGCAAAUGGUCACAAUCAGCGGAGGAGCCACGGUCUAG